Messenger RNA from Schistosoma intercalatum, 16851 nucleotides. Lineage: Eukaryota; Metazoa; Platyhelminthes; Trematoda; Strigeidida; Schistosomatidae. The record is from the annotation of a GenBank genome assembly.
AUGCUACUACAAUUAAAUUAUAUUAAUGGACAAUUGAAUGAAUGUGAUAAUUUACAAGCGAAUCAAACAAUUUCACAUAUUAAUUAUGAUACAAAUGAAAUUAACCCUAGUUAUAAUAACAAUCCAUUAGAAAUGGAUAUUGUGAAUAUAAAAGAAAUGGAAUGGAAUGAUCAAAAAUCAAUAACUCGCAGUUGGCCAUUAGAUGUAAUCAAUAAUGAUGAAUGUCAUCAGAUGAAUAUAAACUCUAAUGUAAAUAAUCCAUGCCAAGAAUUAAAACAAAACCAGGAGGAAAAUGAAAAUGAUAUAAAAUAUAAUGAAGAAUCAUAUAAUAGAAUGAACAAAAUCAGAUCAAAUCAAAAUAAGAUAAUGAUGAAUAAAGAAAAAUUCAAUAGAAUAUAUGGAAAUCAAUUUGAUGAAUUAAGCCAAACAGAGUGUAAUCAGCUAGAAAAUGAAAAAAUAUACGACAUACAACAAUUAAAAUGGAAGGUGAGAAAUGAAGAAUACGGUAUAAGCGAUGAAGAAAACAAGAUGAUAAAUUAUGAAAAUUUAUUAGAAAUAAAAGAAAAAAAAAGCGAAUACGAGAUAAAAACCAAAAUUAAGGAAAAUGAAACGGGAAUAGAUAAAACAACAAAAGAAAAUGAAAAGAAAACGGGAAAUAACACAAAAAGAAUAAAAGAAAAUAAACAAAUAAUAUUAAAUGAAAACAGAAAUCAAACAAGAAAUGUCACAAAAAAAUACGCUGAAACAUCAACAAAAUUACAAAAAGUUCCCGUUGUAACUGCAGUCCCACCAGUCUACAAUCAGUCCACCACACAAUCCACAUCGACCACCACUCAAACACCACUCAUUACAACACAAUACGUCCAACCAUCAUCAACAUUACAACCAGUUCCAAUUGUCACGUCCAACAAAUCAAGCGACGCUGAAUAUAGCAUUAAUGGAAUAUUGACGAACACUGAAUCUUCAAUCUAUACAACACAAUACGUCCAACCAUCAUCAACAUUACAACCAGUUCCAGUUGUCACUGCAGUCCCACCAGUCUACAAUCAGUCCACCACACAAUCCACAUCGACCACCACUCAAACACCACUCAUUACAACACAAUACGUCCAACCAUCAUCAACAUUACAACCAGUUCCAAUUGUCACGUCCAACAAAUCAAGCGACGCUGAAUAUAGCAUUAAUGGAAUAUUGACGAACACUGAAUCUUCAAUCUAUACAACACAAUACGUCCAACCAUCAUCAACAUUACAACCAGUUCCAGUUGUCACUGCAGUCCCACCAGUCUACAAUCACGACGCUGAAUAUAGCAUUAAUGGAAUAUUGACGAACACUGAAUCUUCAAUCUAUACAACACAAUACGUCCAACCAUCAUCAACAUUACAACCAGUUCCAGUUGUCACUGCAGUCCCACCAGUCUACAAUCAGUCCACCACACAAUCCACAUCGACCACCACUCAAACACCACUCAUUACAACACAAUACGUCCAACCAUCAUCAACAUUACAACCAGUUCCAAUUGUCACGUCCAACAAAUCAAGCGACGCUGAAUAUAGCAUUAAUGGAAUAUUGACGAACACUGAAUCUUCAAUCUAUACAACACAAUACGUCCAACCAUCAUCAACAUUACAACCAGUUCCAGUUGUCACUGCAGUCCCACCAGUCUACAAUCAGUCCACCACACAAUCCACAUCGACCACCACUCAAACACCACUCAUUACAACACAAUACGUCCAACCAUCAUCAACAUUACAACCAGUUCCAAUUGUCACGUCCAACAAAUCAAGCGACGCUGAAUAUAGCAUUAAUGGAAUAUUGACGAACACUGAAUCUUCAAUCUAUACAACACAAUACGUCCAACCAUCAUCAACAUUACAACCAGUUCCAGUUGUCACUGCAGUCCCACCAGUCUACAAUCAGUCCACCACACAAUCCACAUCGACCACCACUCAAACACCACUCAUUACAACACAAUACGUCCAACCAUCAUCAACAUUACAACCAGUUCCAAUUGUCACGUCCAACAAAUCAAGCGACGCUGAAUAUAGCAUUAAUGGAAUAUUGACGAACACUGAAUCUUCAAUCUAUACAACACAAUACGUCCAACCAUCAUCAACAUUACAACCAGUUCCAGUUGUCACUGCAGUCCCACCAGUCUACAAUCAGUCCACCACACAAUCCACAUCGACCACCACUCAAACACCACUCAUUACAACACAAUACGUCCAACCAUCAUCAACAUUACAACCAGUUCCAAUUGUCACGUCCAACAAAUCAAGCGACGCUGAAUAUAGCAUUAAUGGAAUAUUGACGAACACUGAAUCUUCAAUCUAUACAACACAAUACGUCCAACCAUCAUCAACAUUACAACCAGUUCCAGUUGUCACUGCAGUCCCACCAGUCUACAAUCAGUCCACCACACAAUCCACAUCGACCACCACUCAAACACCACUCAUUACAACACAAUACGUCCAACCAUCAUCAACAUUACAACCAGUUCCAAUUGUCACGUCCAACAAAUCAAGCGACGCUGAAUAUAGCAUUAAUGGAAUAUUGACGAACACUGAAUCUUCAAUCUAUACAACACAAUACGUCCAACCAUCAUCAACAUUACAACCAGUUCCAGUUGUCACUGCAGUCCCACCAGUCUACAAUCAGUCCACCACACAAUCCACAUCGACCACCACUCAAACACCACUCAUUACAACACAAUACGUCCAACCAUCAUCAACAUUACAACCAGUUCCAAUUGUCACGCCCAACAAAUCAAGCGACGCUGAAUAUAGCAUUAAUGGAAUAUUGACGAACACUGAAUCUUCAAUCUAUACAACACAAUACGUCCAACCAUCAUCAACAUUACAACCAGUUCCAGUUGUCACUGCAGUCCCACCAGUCUACAAUCAGUCCACCACACAAUCCACAUCGACCACCACUCAAACACCACUCAUUACAACACAAUACGUCCAACCAUCAUCAACAUUACAACCAGUUCCAAUUGUCACGUCCAACAAAUCAAGCGACGCUGAAUAUAGCAUUAAUGGAAUAUUGACGAACACUGAAUCUUCAAUCUAUACAACACAAUACGUCCAACCAUCAUCAACAUUACAACCAGUUCCAGUUGUCACUGCAGUCCCACCAGUCUACAAUCAGUCCACCACACAAUCCACAUCGACCACCACUCAAACACCACUCAUUACAACACAAUACGUCCAACCAUCAUCAACAUUACAACCAGUUCCAAUUGUCACGUCCAACAAAUCAAGCGACGCUGAAUAUAGCAUUAAUGGAAUAUUGACGAACACUGAAUCUUCAAUCUAUACAACACAAUACGUCCAACCAUCAUCAACAUUACAACCAGUUCCAGUUGUCACUGCAGUCCCACCAGUCUACAAUCAGUCCACCACACAAUCCACAUCGACCACCACUCAAACACCACUCAUUACAACACAAUACGUCCAACCAUCAUCAACAUUACAACCAGUUCCAAUUGUCACGUCCAACAAAUCAAGCGACGCUGAAUAUAGCAUUAAUGGAAUAUUGACGAACACUGAAUCUUCAAUCUAUACAACACAAUACGUCCAACCAUCAUCAACAUUACAACCAGUUCCAGUUGUCACUGCAGUCCCACCAGUCUACAAUCAGUCCACCACACAAUCCACAUCGACCACCACUCAAACACCACUCAUUACAACACAAUACGUCCAACCAUCAUCAACAUUACAACCAGUUCCAAUUGUCACGUCCAACAAAUCAAGCGACGCUGAAUAUAGCAUUAAUGGAAUAUUGACGAACACUGAAUCUUCAAUCUAUACAACACAAUACGUCCAACCAUCAUCAACAUUACAACCAGUUCCAGUUGUCACUGCAGUCCCACCAGUCUACAAUCAGUCCACCACACAAUCCACAUCGACCACCACUCAAACACCACUCAUUACAACACAAUACGUCCAACCAUCAUCAACAUUACAACCAGUUCCAAUUGUCACGUCCAACAAAUCAAGCGACGCUGAAUAUAGCAUUAAUGGAAUAUUGACGAACACUGAAUCUUCAAUCUAUACAACACAAUACGUCCAACCAUCAUCAACAUUACAACCAGUUCCAGUUGUCACUGCAGUCCCACCAGUCUACAAUCAGUCCACCACACAAUCCACAUCGACCACCACUCAAACACCACUCAUUACAACACAAUACGUCCAACCAUCAUCAACAUUACAACCAGUUCCAAUUGUCACGUCCAACAAAUCAAGCGACGCUGAAUAUAGCAUUAAUGGAAUAUUGACGAACACUGAAUCUUCAAUCUAUACAACACACAAUCCACAUCGAGUUCCAGUUGUCACUGCAGUCCCACCAGUCUACAAUCAGUCCACCACACAAUCCACAUCGACCACCACUCAAACACCACUCAUUACAACACAAUACGUCCAACCAUCAUCAACAUUACAACCAGUUCCAAUUGUCACGUCCAACAAAUCAAGCGACGCUGAAUAUAGCAUUAAUGGAAUAUUGACGAACACUGAAUCUUCAAUCUAUACAACACAAUACGUCCAACCAUCAUCAACAUUACAACCAGUUCCAGUUGUCACUGCAGUCCCACCAGUCUACAAUCAGUCCACCACACAAUCCACAUCGACCACCACUCAAACACCACUCAUUACAACACAAUACGUCCAACCAUCAUCAACAUUACAACCAGUUCCAAUUGUCACGUCCAACAAAUCAAGCGACGCUGAAUAUAGCAUUAAUGGAAUAUUGACGAACACUGAAUCUUCAAUCUAUACAACACAAUACGUCCAACCAUCAUCAACAUUACAACCAGUUCCAGUUGUCACUGCAGUCCCACCAGUCUACAAUCAGUCCACCACACAAUCCACAUCGACCACCACUCAAACACCACUCAUUACAACACAAUACGUCCAACCAUCAUCAACAUUACAACCAGUUCCAAUUGUCACGUCCAACAAAUCAAGCGACGCUGAAUAUAGCAUUAAUGGAAUAUUGACGAACACUGAAUCUUCAAUCUAUACAACACAAUACGUCCAACCAUCAUCAACAUUACAACCAGUUCCAGUUGUCACUGCAGUCCCACCAGUCUACAAUCAGUCCACCACACAAUCCACAUCGACCACCACUCAAACACCACUCAUUACAACACAAUACGUCCAACCAUCAUCAACAUUACAACCAGUUCCAAUUGUCACGUCCAACAAAUCAAGCGACGCUGAAUAUAGCAUUAAUGGAAUAUUGACGAACACUGAAUCUUCAAUCUAUACAACACAAUACGUCCAACCAUCAUCAACAUUACAACCAGUUCCAAUUGUCACUGCAGUCCCACCAGUCUACAAUCAGUCCACCACACAAUCCACAUCGACCACCACUCAAACACCACUCAUUACAACACAAUACGUCCAACCAUCAUCAACAUUACAACCAGUUCCAAUUGUCACGUCCAACAAAUCAAGCGACGCUGAAUAUAGCAUUAAUGGAAUAUUGACGAACACUGAAUCUUCAAUCUAUACAACACAAUACGUCCAACCAUCAUCAACAUUACAACCAGUUCCAGUUGUCACUGCAGUCCCACCAGUCUACAAUCAGUCCACCACACAAUCCACAUCGACCACCACUCAAACACCACUCAUUACAACACAAUACGUCCAACCAUCAUCAACAUUACAACCAGUUCCAAUUGUCACGUCCAACAAAUCAAGCGACGCUGAAUAUAGCAUUAAUGGAAUAUUGACGAACACUGAAUCUUCAAUCUAUACAACACAAUACGUCCAACCAUCAUCAACAUUACAACCAGUUCCAGUUGUCACUGCAGUCCCACCAGUCUACAAUCAGUCCACCACACAAUCCACAUCGACCACCACUCAAACACCACUCAUUACAACACAAUACGUCCAACCAUCAUCAACAUUACAACCAGUUCCAAUUGUCACGUCCAACAAAUCAAGCGACGCUGAAUAUAGCAUUAAUGGAAUAUUGACGAACACUGAAUCUUCAAUCUAUACAACACAAUACGUCCAACCAUCAUCAACAUUACAACCAGUUCCAGUUGUCACUGCAGUCCCACCAGUCUACAAUCAGUCCACCACACAAUCCACAUCGACCACCACUCAAACACCACUCAUUACAACACAAUACGUCCAACCAUCAUCAACAUUACAACCAGUUCCAAUUGUCACGUCCAACAAAUCAAGCGACGCUGAAUAUAGCAUUAAUGGAAUAUUGACGAACACUGAAUCUUCAAUCUAUACAACACAAUACGUCCAACCAUCAUCAACAUUACAACCAGUUCCAGUUGUCACUGCAGUCCCACCAGUCUACAAUCAGUCCACCACACAAUCCACAUCGACCACCACUCAAACACCACUCAUUACAACACAAUACGUCCAACCAUCAUCAACAUUACAACCAGUUCCAAUUGUCACGUCCAACAAAUCAAGCGACGCUGAAUAUAGCAUUAAUGGAAUAUUGACGAACACUGAAUCUUCAAUCUAUACAACACAAUACGUCCAACCAUCAUCAACAUUACAACCAGUUCCAGUUGUCACUGCAGUCCCACCAGUCUACAAUCAGUCCACCACACAAUCCACAUCGACCACCACUCAAACACCACUCAUUACAACACAAUACGUCCAACCAUCAUCAACAUUACAACCAGUUCCAAUUGUCACGUCCAACAAAUCAAGCGACGCUGAAUAUAGCAUUAAUGGAAUAUUGACGAACACUGAAUCUUCAAUCUAUACAACACAAUACGUCCAACCAUCAUCAACAUUACAACCAGUUCCAGUUGUCACUGCAGUCCCACCAGUCUACAAUCAGUCCACCACACAAUCCACAUCGACCACCACUCAAACACCACUCAUUACAACACAAUACGUCCAACCAUCAUCAACAUUACAACCAGUUCCAAUUGUCACGUCCAACAAAUCAAGCGACGCUGAAUAUAGCAUUAAUGGAAUAUUGACUAACACUGAAUCUUCAAUCUAUACAACACAAUACGUCCAACCAUCAUCAACAUUACAACCAGUUCCAGUUGUCACUGCAGUCCCACCAGUCUACAAUCAGUCCACCACACAAUCCACAUCGACCACCACUCAAACACCACUCAUUACAACACAAUACGUCCAACCAUCAUCAACAUUACAACCAGUUCCAAUUGUCACGUCCAACAAAUCAAGCGACGCUGAAUAUAGCAUUAAUGGAAUAUUGACGAACACUGAAUCUUCAAUCUAUACAACACAAUACGUCCAACCAUCAUCAACAUUACAACCAGUUCCAGUUGUCACUGCAGUCCCACCAGUCUACAAUCAGUCCACCACACAAUCCACAUCGACCACCACUCAAACACCACUCAUUACAACACAAUACGUCCAACCAUCAUCAACAUUACAACCAGUUCCAAUUGUCACGUCCAACAAAUCAAGCGACGCUGAAUAUAGCAUUAAUGGAAUAUUGACGAACACUGAAUCUUCAAUCUAUACAACACAAUACGUCCAACCAUCAUCAACAUUACAACCAGUUCCAAUUGUCACUGCAGUCCCACCAGUCUACAAUCAGUCCACCACACAAUCCACAUCGACCACCACUCAAACACCACUCAUUACAACACAAUACGUCCAACCAUCAUCAACAUUACAACCAGUUCCAAUUGUCACGUCCAACAAAUCAAGCGACGCUGAAUAUAGCAUUAAUGGAAUAUUGACGAACACUGAAUCUUCAAUCUAUACAACACAAUACGUCCAACCAUCAUCAACAUUACAACCAGUUCCAGUUGUCACUGCAGUCCCACCAGUCUACAAUCAGUCCACCACACAAUCCACAUCGACCACCACUCAAACACCACUCAUUACAACACAAUACGUCCAACCAUCAUCAACAUUACAACCAGUUCCAAUUGUCACGUCCAACAAAUCAAGCGACGCUGAAUAUAGCAUUAAUGGAAUAUUGACGAACACUGAAUCUUCAAUCUAUACAACACAAUACGUCCAACCAUCAUCAACAUUACAACCAGUUCCAGUUGUCACUGCAGUCCCACCAGUCUACAAUCAGUCCACCACACAAUCCACAUCGACCACCACUCAAACACCACUCAUUACAACACAAUACGUCCAACCAUCAUCAACAUUACAACCAGUUCCAAUUGUCACGUCCAACAAAUCAAGCGACGCUGAAUAUAGCAUUAAUGGAAUAUUGACGAACACUGAAUCUUCAAUCUAUACAACACAAUACGUCCAACCAUCAUCAACAUUACAACCAGUUCCAGUUGUCACUGCAGUCCCACCAGUCUACAAUCAGUCCACCACACAAUCCACAUCGACCACCACUCAAACACCACUCAUUACAACACAAUACGUCCAACCAUCAUCAACAUUACAACCAGUUCCAAUUGUCACGUCCAACAAAUCAAGCGACGCUGAAUAUAGCAUUAAUGGAAUAUUGACGAACACUGAAUCUUCAAUCUAUACAACACAAUACUUGUCACUGCAGUCCCACCAGUCUACAAUCAGUCCACCACACAAUCCACAUCGACCACCACUCAAACACCACUCAUUACAACACAAUACGUCCAACCAUCAUCAACAUUACAACCAGUUCCAAUUGUCACGUCAACCAAAUCAAGCGACGCUGAAUAAUAGCAUUAAUGGAAUAUUGACGAACACUGAAUCUUCAAUCUAUACAACACAAUACGUCCAACCAUCAUCAACAUUACAACCAGUUCCAGUUGUCACUGCAGUCCCACCAGUCUACAAUCAGUCCACCACACAAUCCACAUCGACCACCACUCAAACACCACUCAUUACAACACAAUACGUCCAACCAUCAUCAACAUUACAACCAGUUCCAAUUGUCACGUCCAACAAAUCAAGCGACGCUGAAUAUAGCAUUAAUGGAAUAUUGACGAACACUGAAUCUUCAAUCUAUACAACACAAUCGUCCAACCAUCAUCACAUUACAACCAGUUCCAGUUUUCCAGUUGUCACUGCAGUCCCACCAGUCUACAAUCAGUCCACCACACAAUCCACAUCGACCACCACUCAAACACCACUCAUUACAACACAAUACGUCCAACCAUCAUCAACAUUACAACCAGUUCCAAUUGUCACGCCCAACAAAUCAAGCGACGCUGAAUAUAGCAUUAAUGGAAUAUUGACGAACACUGAAUCUUCAAUCUAUACAACACAAUACGUCCAACCAUCAUCAACAUUACAACCAGUUCCAGUUGUCACUGCAGUCCCACCAGUCUACAAUCAGUCCACCACACAAUCCACAUCGACCACCACUCAAACACCACUCAUUACAACACAAUACGUCCAACCAUCAUCAACAUUACAACCAGUUCCAAUUGUCACGUCCAACAAAUCAAGCGACGCUGAAUAUAGCAUUAAUGGAAUAUUGACGAACACUGAAUCUUCAAUCUAUACAACACAAUACGUCCAACCAUCAUCAACAUUACAACCAGUUCCAGUUGUCACUGCAGUCCCACCAGUCUACAAUCAGUCCACCACACAAUCCACAUCGGACCACCACUCAAACACCACUCAUUACAACACAAUACUUCCAGUUGUCACUGCAGUCCCACCAGUCUACAAUCAGUCCACCACACAAUCCACAUCGACCACCACUCAAACACCACUCAUUACAACACAAUACGUCCAACCAUCAUCAACAUUACAACCAGUUCCAAUUGUCACGUCCAACAAAUCAAGCGACGCUGAUUAUAGCAUUAAUGGAAUAUUGACGAACACUGAAUCUUCAAUCUAUACAACACAAUACGUCCAACCAUCAUCAACAUUACAACCAGUUCCAGUUGUCACUGCAGUCCCACCAGUCUACAAUCAGUCCACCACACAAUCCACAUCGACCACCACUCAAACACCACUCAUUACAACACAAUACGUCCAACCAUCAUCAACAUUACAACCAGUUCCAGUUGUCACGUCCAACAAAUCAAGCGACGCUGAAUAUAGCAUUAAUGGAAUAUUGACGAACACUGAAUCUUCAAUCUAUACAACACAAUACGUCCAACCAUCAUCAACAUUACAACCAGUUCCAGUUGUCACUGCAGUCCCACCAGUCUACAAUCAGUCCACCACACAAUCCACAUCGACCACCACUCAAACACCACUCAUUACAACACAAUACGUCCAACCAUCAUCAACAUUACAACCAGUUCCAAUUGUCACGUCCAACAAAUCAAGCGACGCUGAAUAUAGCAUUAAUGGAAUAUUGACGAACACUGAAUCUUCAAUCUAUACAACACAAUACGUCCAACCAUCAUCAACAUUACAACCAGUUCCAGUUGUCACUGCAGUCCCACCAGUCUACAAUCAGUCCACCACACAAUCCACAUCGACCACCACUCAAACACCACUCAUUACAACACAAUACGUCCAACCAUCAUCAACAUUACAACCAGUUCCAGUUGUCACGUCCAACAAAUCAAGCGACGCUGAAUAUAGCAUUAAUGGAAUAUUGACGAACACUGAAUCUUCAAUCUAUACAACACAAUACGUCCAACCAUCAUCAACAUUACAACCAGUUCCAGUUGUCACUGCAGUCCCACCAGUCUACAAUCACGACGCUGAAUAUAGCAUUAAUGGAAUAUUGACGAACACUGAAUCUUCAAUCUAUACAACACAAUACGUCCAACCAUCAUCAACAUUACAACCAGUUCCAAUUGUCACUGCAGUCCCACCAGUCUACAAUCAGUCCACCACACAACCCACAUCGACCACCACUCAAACACCACUCAUUACAACACAAUACGUCCAACCAUCAUCAACAUUACAACCAGUUCCAAUUGUCACGUCCAACAAAUCAAGCGACGCUGAAUAUAGCAUUAAUGGAAUAUUGACGAACACUGAAUCUUCAAUCUAUACAACACAAUACGUCCAACCAUCAUCAACAUUACAACCAGUUCCAGUUGUCACUGCAGUCCCACCAGUCUACAAUCAGUCCACCACACAAUCCACAUCGACCACCACUCAAACACCACUCAUUACAACACAAUACGUCCAACCAUCAUCAACAUUACAACCAGUUCCAAUUGUCACGUCCAACAAAUCAAGCGACGCUGAAUAUAGCAUUAAUGGAAUAUUGACGAACACUGAAUCUUCAAUCUAUACAACACAAUACGUCCAACCAUCAUCAACAUUACAACCAGUUCCAGUUUUUCCAGUUGUCACUGCAGUCCCACCAGUCUACAAUCAGUCCACCACACAAUCCACAUCGACCACCACUCAAACACCACUCAUUACAACACAAUACGUCCAACCAUCAUCAACAUUACAACCAGUUCCAGUUGUCACGUCCAACAAAUCAAGCGACGCUGAAUAUAGCAUUAAUGGAAUAUUGACGAACACUGAAUCUUCAAUCUAUACAACACAAUACGUCCAACCAUCAUCAACAUUACAACCAGUUCCAGUUGUCACUGCAGUCCCACCAGUCUACAAUCAGUCCACCACACAAUCCACAUCGACCACCACUCAAACACCACUCAUUACAACACAAUACGUCCAACCAUCAUCAACAUUACAACCAGUUCCAAUUGUCACGUCCAACAAAUCAAGCGACGCUGAAUAUAGCAUUAAUGGAAUAUUGACGAACACUGAAUCUUCAAUCUAUACAACACAAUACGUCCAACCAUCAUCAACAUUACAACCAGUUCCAGUUGUCACUGCAGUCCCACCAGUCUACAAUCAGUCCACCACACAAUCCACAUCGACCACCACUCAAACACCACUCAUUACAACACAAUACGUCCAACCAUCAUCAACAUUACAACCAGUUCCAAUUGUCACGUCCAACAAAUCAAGCGACGCUGAAUAUAGCAUUAAUGGAAUAUUGACGAACACUGAAUCUUCAAUCUAUACAACACAAUACGUCCAACCAUCAUCAACAUUACAACCAGUUCCAGUUGUCACUGCAGUCCCACCAGUCUACAAUCAGUCCACCACACAAUCCACAUCGACCACCACUCAAACACCACUCAUUACAACACAAUACGUCCAACCAUCAUCAACAUUACAACCAGUUCCAAUUGUCACGUCCAACAAAUCAAGCGACGCUGAAUAUAGCAUUAAUGGAAUAUUGACGAACACUGAAUCUUCAAUCUAUACAACACAAUACGUCCAACCAUCAUCAACAUUACAACCAGUUCCAGUUGUCACUGCAGUCCCACCAGUCUACAAUCAGUCCACCACACAAUCCACAUCGACCACCACUCAAACACCACUCAUUACAACACAAUACGUCCAACCAUCAUCAACAUUACAACCAGUUCCAAUUGUCACGUCCAACAAAUCAAGCGACGCUGAAUAUAGCAUUAAUGGAAUAUUGACGAACACUGAAUCUUCAAUCUAUACAACACAAUACGUCCAACCAUCAUCAACAUUACAACCAGUUCCAGUUGUCACUGCAGUCCCACCAGUCUACAAUCAGUCCACCACACAAUCCACAUCGACCACCACUCAAACACCACUCAUUACAACACAAUACGUCCAACCAUCAUCAACAUUACAACCAGUUCCAAUUUUCCAGUUGUCCACUGCAGUCCCACCAGUCUACAAUCAGUCCACCACACAAUCCACAUCGACCACCACUCAAACACCACUCAUUACAACACAAUACGUCCAACCAUCAUCAACAUUACAACCAGUUCCAAUUGUCACGUCAACAAAUCAAGCGACGCUUGAAUAUAGCAUUAAUGGAAUAUUGACGAACACUGAAUCUUCAAUCUAUACAACACAAUACGUCCAACCAUCAUCAACAUUACAACCAGUUCCAGUUGUCACUGCAGUCCCACCAGUCUACAAUCAGUCCACCACACAAUCCACAUCGACCACCACUCAAACACCACUCAUUACAACACAAUACGUCCAACCAUCAUCAACAUUACAACCAGUUCCAAUUGUCACGUCCAACAAAUCAAGCGACGCUGAAUAUAGCAUUAAUGGAAUAUUGACGAACACUGAAUCUUCAAUCUAUACAACACAAUACGUCCAACCAUCAUCACAUUACAACCAGUUCCAGUUGUCACGGCAGUCCCACCAGUCUACAAUCAGUCCACCACACAAUCCACAUCGACCACCACUCAAACACCACUCAUUACAACACAAUUACGUCCAACCAUCAUCAACAUUACAACCAGUUCCAAUUGUCACGUCCAACAAAUCAAGCGACGCUGAAUAUAGCAUUAAUGGAAUAUUGACGAACACUGAAUCUUCAAUCUAUACAACACAAUUACGUCCAACCAUCAUCAACAUUACAACCAGUUCCAGUUGUCACUGCAGUCCCACCAGUCUACAUCAGUCCACCACACAAUCCACAUCGACCACCACUCAAACACCACUCAUUACAACACAAUACGUCCAACCAUCAUCAACAUUACAACCAGUUCCAAUUGUCACGUCCAACAAAUCAAGCGACGCUGAAUAUAGCAUUAAUGGAAUAUUGACGAACACUGAAUCUUCAAUCUAUACAACACAAUACGUCCAACCAUCAUCAACAUUACAACCAGUUCCAGUUGUCACUGCAGUCCCACCAGUCUACAAUCAGUCCACCACACAACCCACAUCGACCACCACUCAAACACCACUCAUUACAACACAAUACGUCCAACCAUCAUCAACAUUACAACCAGUUCCAAUUGUCACGUCCAACAAAUCAAGCGACGCUGAAUAUAGCAUUAAUGGAAUAUUGACGAACACUGAAUCUUCAAUCUAUACAACACAAUACGUCCAACCAUCAUCAACAUUACAACCAGUUCCAGUUGUCACUGCAGUCCCACCAGUCUACAAUCAGUCCACCACACAAUCCACAUCGACCACCACUCAAACACCACUCAUUACAACACAAUACGUCCAACCAUCAUCAACAUUACAACCAGUUCCAAUUGUCACGUCCAACAAAUCAAGCGACGCUGAAUAUAGCAUUAAUGGAAUAUUGACGAACACUGAAUCUUCAAUCUAUACAACACAAUACGUCCAACCAUCAUCAACAUUACAACCAGUUCCAAUUGUCACUGCAGUCCCACCAGUCUACAAUCAGUCCACCACACAAUCCACAUCGACCACCACUCAAACACCACUCAUUACAACACAAUACGUCCAACCAUCAUCAACAUUACAACCAGUUCCAAUUGUCACGUCCAACAAAUCAAGCGACGCUGAAUAUAGCAUUAAUGGAAUAUUGACGAACACUCAAUCUUCAAUCUAUACAACACAAUACGUCCAACCAUCAUCAACAUUACAACCAGUUCCAAUUGUCACUGCAGUCCCACCAGUCUACAAUCAGUCCACCACACAAUCCACAUCGACCACCACUCAAACACCACUCAUUACAACACAAUACGUCCAACCAUCAUCAACAUUACAACCAGUUCCAAUUGUCACGUCCAACAAAUCAAGCGACGCUGAAUAUAGCAUUAAUGGAAUAUUGACGAACACUGAAUCUUCAAUCUAUACAACACAAUACGUCCAACCAUCAUCAACAUUACAACCAGUUCCAGUUGUCACUGCAGUCCCACCAGUCUACAAUCAGUCCACCACACAAUCCACAUCGACCACCACUCAAACACCACUCAUUACAACACAAUACGUCCAACCAUCAUCAACAUUACAACCAGUUCCAAUUGUCACGUCCAACAAAUCAAGCGACGCUGAAUAUAGCAUUAAUGGAAUAUUGACGAACACUGAAUCUUCAAUCUAUACAACACAAUACGUCCAACCAUCAUCAACAUUACAACCAGUUCCAGUUGUCACUGCAGUCCACCAGUCUACAAUCAGUCCACCACACAAUCCACAUCGACCACCACUCAAACACCACUCAUUACAACACAAUACCGACGCUGAAUAUAGCAUUAAUGGAAUAUUGACGAACACUGAAUCUUCAAUCUAUACAACACAAUACGUCCAACCAUCAUCAACAUUACAACCAGUUCCAGUUGUCACUGCAGUCCCACCAGUCUACAAUCAGUCCACCACACAAUCCACAUCGACCACCACUCAAACACCACUCAUUACAACACAAUACGUCCAACCAUCAUCAACAUUACAACCAGUUCCAAUUGUCACGUCCAACAAAUCAAGCGACGCUGAAUAUAGCAUUAAUGGAAUAUUGACGAACACUGAAUCUUCAAUCUAUACAACACAAUACGUCCAACCAUCAUCAACAUUACAACCAGUUCCAGUUGUCACUGCAGUCCCACCAGUCUACAAUCAGUCCACCACACAAUCCACAUCGACCACCACUCAAACACCACUCAUUACAACACAAUACGUCCAACCAUCAUCAACAUUACAACCAGUUCCAAUUGUCACGUCCAACAAAUCAAGCGACGCUGAAUAUAGCAUUAAUGGAAUAUUGACGAACACUGAAUCUCAAUCUAUACAACACAAUACGUCCAACCAUCAUCAACAUUACAACCAGUUCCAGUUCGACGCUGAAUAUAGCAUUAAUGGAAUAUUGACGAACACUGAAUCUUCAAUCUAUACAACACAAUACGUCCAACCAUCAUCAACAUUACAACCAGUUCCAAUUGUCACUGCAGUCCCACCAGUCUACAAUCAGUCCACCACACAAUCCACAUCGACCACCACUCAAACACCACUCAUUACAACACAAUACGUCCAACCAUCAUCAACAUUACAACCAGUUCCAAUUGUCACGUCCAACAAAUCAAGCGACGCUGAAUAUAGCAUUAAUGGAAUAUUGACGAACACUGAAUCUUCAAUCUAUACAACACAAUACGUCCAACCAUCAUCAACAUUACAACCAGUUCCAGUUGUCACUGCAGUCCCACCAGUCUACAAUCAGUCCACCACACAAUCCACAUCGACCACCACUCAAACACCACUCAUUACAACACAAUACGUCCAACCAUCAUCAACAUUACAACCAGUUCCAAUUGUCACGUCCAACAAAUCAAGCGACGCUGAAUAUAGCAUUAAUGGAAUAUUGACGAACACUGAAUCUUCAAUCUAUACAACACAAUACGUCCAACCAUCAUCAACAUUACAACCAGUUCCAGUUUCCACCACACAAUCCACAUCGACCACCACUCAAACACCACUCAUUACAACACAAUACGUCCAACCAUCAUCAACAUUACAACCAGUUCCAAUUGUCACGUCCAACAAAUCAAGCGACGCUGAAUAUAGCAUUAAUGGAAUAUUGACGAACACUGAAUCUUCAAUCUAUACAACACAAUACGUCCAACCAUCAUCAACAUUACAACCAGUUCCAGUUGUCACUGCAGUCCCACCAGUCUACAAUCAGUCCACCACACAAUCCACAUCGACCACCACUCAAACACCACUCAUUACAACACAAUACGUCCAACCAUCAUCAACAUUCCAACCUUUUCCUUUCGUUAGUUCUCUCCCACUCAGCUCUAAUCAAGCUACCUCAAUAUUGUUUUCUUCUGAUUUUUAUUCAGAUGAUGAAUUUUCUUAUGAUUCAUCUCCGGAUGUUUUUUCAUCAAAUGAUGAUCUUUUUAUUGUUCCAAAUAUUUCUGAUUUUGGUUUGCUUACUCCUGAUAUUGAUUUUCCUAAUUUCAAGUAUGAUACUUCAUUUAAUCCCGUUUCUUUUGAUUCUCAAUUUGAUUAUUUUUUAUCUUCUAGAUUACCUGUUUUUGGCAAUUCAUAUGAUGAUAAUUACAACAAUUGUCAUCCUAUUCACGAGAAUGACUGUCAUUCAUUGAAGAAUUAUAUUCCUUUCUAUGAUUAUAACAAAAUAAUAAUAUUGAGAUUAUUUAAAUGUUGUCAACAUCUUUAUUCAUGUAAUACGGAAAAUUGUCAUAACAAUGUUUUUGUGAAACAAUUAUGUGAUAAAUAUUUUCAAUAUUAA